CUGUGCUGUAUCACUCGUCGUGACGCUUCUGCGCUGUGUGGAAGCAGGCAGUGUGAUGAUCCUCCUGCUAUCCUCCUUCUCUCCCCCUUCCCAGUCGCCCGCCGGCGCACCGCACAGCACAUCCCCAUUCAGCGAUGCUGCACAUACCACCGGGUCUCUAGCCGCUGAUCACCAGCCACACAAAGGAUUUCAACUCCGCCCUCGCACCGCGCCGGAGCUCUGAAGGAUACCUGUCCCUUUCUUGUUAUUUAUAGAACAUGAAAAAGAGGAUGCGGCAAGGUAGAAGCGAUACCUAGAAGAACCAAGCAUUGGCGUGGUCUCUCCGUCUGGAAGUGUCAAGAUUUUGAAUACAAUGAAUGAAGGGUUGCAGGCUAAUGUAAGCUGGCGUCCAGACCGUGCCACUGAGAAUGUCUCCGCCGCGGUGUCUUCACUGGACCCCAUCCUCAAUUCAGACCCCCAAAUCAUCGUCAACCCCUGGGACAUUGUUCUCUGCACUUCCGGGACCAUCAUCUCCUGCGAAAACGCCAUCGUCGUGCUGAUAAUAUUCCACAACCCCAGCCUGCGGGCCCCCAUGUUCCUCCUCAUCGGCAGCCUGGCACUGGCUGACCUGCUUGCAGGUCUGGGGCUGGUCAUCAACUUCAUCUUCACCUACCUGCUGCAGUCCGACUCGGCCAAGCUGGUCACCCUGGGGCUGGUCGUCGCCUCGUUCUCCGCUUCGGUGUGCAGCCUGUUGGCCAUCACUAUAGACCGCUACCUCUCCCUGUACUACGCGCUGACCUACAACUCAGAAAGGACCGUUACUUUCACCUACGUCAUGCUCGUCGUGCUGUGGGGGACCUCCAUCUGCCUGGGUCUGCUCCCUGUAAUGGGGUGGAACUGCCUGCGGGACGAGUCUACUUGCAGCAUCAUCCGGCCGCUCACCAAGAACAACGUGGCCUCGCUGUCCGUCUCCUUCCUGCUCAUGUUCGGGCUCAUGCUCCAGCUCUACGUGCAGAUCUGCAAGAUCGUGAUGCGCCACGCCCACCAGAUCGCCCUCCAGCACCACUUCCUCGCCACCUCGCAUUACGUGACUACCCGGAAAGGGGUCUCCACACUGGCCAUUAUCCUGGGGACAUUCACGGCUUGCUGGAUGCCUUUCACGCUCUACUCCCUCAUCGCCGAUUACACCUACCCUUCCAUCUACACCUACGCUACCCUGGUGCCGGCCACGUACAACUCCAUCAUAAACCCCGUCAUUUAUGCUUUCCGAAACCAGGAGAUCCAGAAAGCCCUGUGGCUCAUCUGCUGCGGGUGCAUCCCCGCCAGCGUGUCUCAAAGGGUGAGGUCGCCGAGCGAUGUGUAAUGUAACAGCCACGAUGGCAACACAAAUACCAGUAGCGAAACCAGCAAGCCACUGCUUUAUGUUUCUGGGGGAAUAUCUGACCAUGACUGUGUUAUUCUUUUGCUGAAAGGAGGCUUUAUAUGGUUUACAAAUUCAAUCCAGGUAGGAAACAAGUUAAGGGCUUAAGGUUUGGAUUGUAAAAGCGUUCCCGUCACUUCAUUGCAUACGGUUGCCAAUCAUGGUCCUGGAGGGGCCAUUCCACCCCUGGUCCUGCGGACAUCCGCUCUCAAGUUCCUGGGUGUAAAAAGACGCCAAUUGGCUUGUGGGAUCGGAGGACGCCCACUGAGCCUCGGGUCCCUGAGCUGUGUGGGGAAUCGCCCCGGUAAAGGAGAAAAAUAAUAAUAAUUGGGCAUUCCAAAUUGGGAGAAAAUUAAAAAUAAUUGAAGAUUCUAAAUUAAAAAAACAAACCUGGAGUGGAAUGGCCCUCUAGAUGCGUGAUUGGUCACCCUUGUGGAUAUGGCAACGUUAGCUUAGGUGUUACAAUACCCGGGCAUACCCAAGCAUCCAUGUUAUUAUUCACAUGGGGGGGCAGCUUCUCUUUCAUUGGGGGCUUAGCAUGCACUGCAGAUAUAUUUUAGAAAGCAAGGGAGCGAUGUGGAACUGAGCAUCACACUGCUGCACCGGGGACGUGCAGGGAAAGUGAAACCACAGCACGGAGAGCAGCUAAAAAUAGAAGCAUGCCUUCAUCACACUACAGCUUAGGAGACUUUCACAAAGAUUGCUCAGCCUACAUGCUUGUAAAUAUCCAUGGUAUACAAUCUAGGCCUAUAGAGAGAGAGAGCGAUAUUGGAAGGCCACACAUAUUGCAGCACAGUGUCCUGUUUAGCAAUGUGUAGAAAUAUAUAUAUUAGAACGUCCAGGUAUUUUGUUUUGCAAGUCGUAUUCAUUUUGAUUAAUAUUCUGUACCAUAGCUCAUGUACAAUAGACAUGCAUCUCUUUAAUGCUUCAUCCGAUUAUAACUGUUCUGUAAGAUGUGUAGCCUGUCAGCUACCCUUGAUAUUGGCUAACAUGGUUUCCUAUCAGAAUAUUAAUUUGCAUUCAAAUAACGUACUCAGACAUUUAGCGAAGCACAUUAGCUUACAGCACACAGUAUCAAACAGCACCCAGCUAACCAGGGCUGUAAAUAAGAGCUUGAGUACACUAUUGAAGAUGGGAAGCUGUUUGGAAAAUGUUUCAUUUUGCACUGAUGCAAGAAGCUGUGAAAAGCUGCCUGUCAGCCUGUCAGCCUGGUUUAAAGCCAGUAGGGAUUUAUAAAUCAAAAUAUGCCACACAGAUACAAUGUAAGCACACUUCUCGCAUUUGAAUUAUUGACUGGAGAGUUAGGUAGGAGUCCAAUGUGCAAUCCAGUUGUCUUUUAACAAGUCGAUUUUGAGCCAUUAAAUAUGUAUGUUCUUGAAAGAGCAUUUUAUAUUAAUUGUAAACAUACGCCUCACAUCUUAACUAGGCUGUAGUGUCGCAUCACCUUACACUGCAGUCCUGUUUAACAAGUGAAACGACAACACGACUGAACUCUGCUUUCUUCUCCUGUGAAUAAAAUAUAUCUAUUGUUUUUGCAAAUUCAUUUCUAUGCAGAGUUGAUUGCAACACUCAGUCAAAUGUUCAGUUAUGUAUUGGAUAAAAACUGAUCAAAUUUAAAUCCAUUGCUGGGAAGCCAUCCAGUACAGUACUGCCUCAUGAUGAAAAAGCACUUAUUACUUUUUCAAUUCACAACAUUAGAUCUGAUUUUUCUUUUUCUUACUCCAGUGUGUAUACACCCUUUUAUGCUACUAAAUAAAAUGAUGAUGAUAAUUACUCGACCUUGCUCUUGCACUCAGCGACUGGAGAAUGUUAGGCGGAACACAAUGCACAGCAAAGCCUUCCUUAAAACACAGGGAACACAAUGAGUUUAUCCUGCAUCAGCACGCACCAUGAUGUCGUCCCUCAAUUUCAGGAUUAUCAGAACAGAGCUUUCCAAACAGUUUGAGAAUCAGCAAUAACUCAAUAACCAGCAUUCAGAACGCUUCGAAAUUCUACUUGUACAGCUAGGACUGAAGGACUGAAGCAAAAUUAAAAUAGCAAUACAGUACUGCCAAUCAGUCAAACCAAAGGCAAUCAAUACUAGAUCCCUUCUUGAGCAAAACAGAUGAAGGGCCUGCAUCAAUUAGACCAUCGUUCUGAGCGCUAUUAAUAUACUGCGUAGUAUUAGAAUCAGAGACAGUACUAUUUUUACUUACACAAAGCACAUAUAUUUAACAUUGUGGUAAUCCAAUGACUCAGAGCCAGAACUCAGAUCAUAUCAAAGGCAGCUAUAUUAUAUCAGAAUGUUGAGCACUAUCAUGAAUUAGUCUCUGUACAGUCACAGUGCAGCUUGCUCUUCAGUGCAUGUUCCCCUGUACUAUACAGAGACCCCUGUUUCCUUGCGUAGACCUUUUCACAGCCAUCCAAACAUCUGAGGGUGUCAUCAAGCACCAGCUGAUAUCAGGAAGCAUUUCCAUGCACUUUACAAUGUGAUUCCAGGAUGGAGUGCAUUCUGCAUGAGCCUUGUGUUCAAGGCUUUGUGUGUAGCAGGGUGCACAUUUAUUACAGCACCCCAUUACUUCUGCAGUUCAGCAGUGUGCACAUGUAUUACAACACCCCAUUGCUUCUGCAGUUCAGCAGUGUGCACAUGUAUUACAACACUCCAUUGCUUCUGCAGUUCAGCAGUGUGCACAUGUAUUACAACACUCCAUUGCUUCUGUAGUUCAGCAGUGUGCACAUUUAUUACAACACCCCAGUGCUUCUGCAGUUUUGAUUUGUUGUGCAUAUGAAGUCAAACCACUGGAACUGAAAUUCUUGGAAAAUUGUCAAAAAAGGCAAAUUAGCAAUUGUCGAAUUUAAUUGAUUACUUUAAUAGGCCACACGUGCAAUUAAUUUAAAAUAGUAAGAGAAAAGGAACACUUAACCACAAACAGCGUUUUAGAAGUUGUUUAAGAUGCCUAAUUAAAGCACACAAGUGCCUAUUGUUUCUAUAUCACAGAUUACUGAGUGAAAAUGGAAAUCCGCCCCCCCCCCCGAGGUUUUCAUGCAGGUCGGUAUAUAAAGGAUAUCAAUGACACAUCUUGAGGUGUUCUAAUACAUUUUCACUCUGCUGUAUAUCAGUGUCGCUCACACAGACUCCAGCUGUCAGCCCCCUUGUUUGAACCCGGUCCCAGAGGGCUGCAGAAAUGAUCACAGGAUGAUGUCAGCUGUCAUUCCAGGGGGGGAUAUUGACACUACAAAAUGGUUUCUAAGCACUAGACAUGCAUUUUUAACUGCUUUACACACUCACAGCUCCCUCAUUGCUUUGGAGAAGUUCACUGGAAAUGUUUCGUAACGGAAGGCUUUCUUUUCCACUGGGACGGAGGCAGGCACAAACAAAGGCGUACCUUGAUGGAAAAAACAUAUUGAAGCACAGAACACUUGUCAGUUGCCUGAAAAACAUAAUUGUCAGUGGCUUGCUGGUUCUUUCCAGGCUGAUUCAGGGCACAUGACUGAUGUAUUCAAUGUUAAUCUGACGCAAGGGGCUCUGCUGCAGUAACCUCACCUCCUAGAUUGUAAUGACCCUCGUUAAAGGCAUAAUGCUCAAAGGGAAGAUCCCCUUUCCCUGUGAUGUCAUGAGAGAGCUGGACAGUAACCUCGCCACCUAGAUUGUAAUGACCCUCGUUAAAGGCAUAAUGCUCAAAGUGAAGAUCCCAUCUCCCUGUGAUGUCACAAGAGAGCUGGACAGUAACCUCGCCUCCUAGACUGUAAUGACCCUCGUUAAAGACAUACUGCUCAGAGGGAAGAUCGCCUGUCCCUGUGAUGUCAUGAGAGAGCUGGACAGUAACCUCGCCUCCUAGAUUGUAAUGACCCUCGUUAAAGACAUACUGCUCAGAGGGAAGAUCCCCUGUCCCUGUGAUGUCACGAGAGAGCUGUGCAUUCUCUCUAUAAUAACAGAAUCUCGGCAAGUGUACAAUGCACUGUUUCUCUAGCAGUGAAGAGCUUACAGGUUCUGCCCAGGUUCAAUGGGAAUGGUGGACGCCGUACCCCAGGAGAUUUGUAGCAUUCUGCAAGCUGUUCUGGGCAUUCAGACCUGAAGUAUAAAGAAAGUGAAAUGGAGCACAAACUUCCAUUCAGACCUGAAGUAUAAAGAAAGUGAAAUGGAGCACCCACUUCGUGAAGCUGUAUCGAUUGCUGACGUGUUCAGUUUAAAUGCAGUGCUGUACUACAACACUGAGAAGCAGGAUUCUUAACUGUGGACAAGGGAUUAGAGCAGAAGGAGUCAGGACUGAGGAAUACACACCUAAAGAAAAAGAAAAAGAAUUAUGUGAUGCAAGUCAAGUGGACAUCUCGUUGGGACACAGGUCAAUGUGUGUACGGAUUUAUCCAGUAGGGCCACAGGACAGAAGCAAACUGAGCACAAAGGGAUCAAUUGAUAGUUGGAUGGGUCAUUAUAUUGAAGACAGCUGGACUGGAUGGAGUUCUGUGCGAAUCCCUUUGCUUUGCGGAGCAGUCACUGGUUCACAUUGAUUGUGCAUCACAGAAAAGCCGUCACUGAGAAAGGAAAUUCUGUACAAUUCAAUCUGAAGGAUGCCACAAGCCGACCUGCUGAUGUGGUCGUCUAACUGAGACACUUAAUAUACACAACCAGCCAGCUCCUCCAGAACAGCUGUCAAUGUGCUUUCAUCUUGUGAAAACUUCAGAAGAGCUCAUUUGGGGAUGGAUAUCCCACCUCAAUAAUGUGAAGGCCUCCCUUCUGCAAACCAUGGAAGGGAAAGGGCUUCAUUUCGUGCAUAGACAUUUACCCUUUGAAUUGAAUUGAAAGUUAAAGCAAGUGUAGUCACAUCAUAAGAAUGGCAAACACAUGGUAUUAGACUCUUGGAUAAGUUACCUGAACAAAAGCAGGUAGCGUGUUAUUGUGAGUGUCAUAAAGAAGCAUUUCAAUGAAUCAUUUGCUGAAGUUUAGUUCCAUGUUAAUAAACAGUCAAUAGACACGCCAUGCAUGUGUGUAUCUGUCAUUAGACUGUCAUUGGAGCUCAUAUUUCAUAUGCAUGUAUGUAGUUUCCUGCUCUAGUAAAAAAAAAAAGAAAUACAAAGACUGCUAUGUAGCAUUACUGAUAUUAUUCUAUAAGCUAUCCACACUAUCUAAAUAAUGUGCAUUUAAACCACACGACUGCCAUUCACAAUCAUGUAUUCAGAUUGUGAUGAUCGUGUGAAUAGGGUAUUAGUAGCUUUACACACCAGUCUUUGUAAGUGAUCUUUACUGGAGCAGGAAACUAGCAAGUCUCAAAACAUACCAAACAUACACAUGAAAUAGGAGCUUCAAUGGCUGUGUAAUGGUAGAUACACGCAUGCAUGGCGUAUCUAUUCACUGUUUAUUAACAUGGAACUCAAUUGCAGCAAAUGGCUAAUUGCUAGGGCUGCCAGCUGUCUCUGUUUUCCCUGGAUUAUCCUGGCUUUGAGAAAGGUGUCCCGGUAAUUCAAUAUGCCUUCCCAGGACACCAAAUGCCAGCAAGUUAGAUAAAUCGGGAUACAAUAUUACUGCAAUAGACGCGCAAUAUGAAUUGGUUGUCAAUACUACAGUAGUAAUAUUAUCAGUGCUUCCUAGUGCAUGAAUAUUUCUAAAGAAAGUAUACACUUUUAACCGCCCCCUUGCACUGCCCUGUGUUGUUCGGUGGCAACCUUAUUAAUUGCAAAUUAAUUCAAUACUUUUUUAUGACAAUCCCAAUGAAGCGUUACCUCCAAAGUCAUUACACGUGUGACUAGCCUGGGAUUCUCGGAGCUUUGGCUGAAGCCCUGUUUUAUUCUGAGCACCUCAGAAUAAAACAGGGCAGUGAAGUGUCCGCUGCCACUGAUACAAAUCACAUCCCAAAUGAAAGAGCCAAGAAGGAACUGAGGUGCUAGGACUGACCAGUAAAAUCACGCAGCUUAGCGAGGUGCUGGGAAUUGAAAUUGUGUUUCUGUAAAGAUAUUAUCUUGCUGUUGUUUCAUCGGUAACACUGUACAUGAAGUGUCUCUAAUUACUGUGCAUUUACAUCGUAGUUUCUUAGUAAAUACACGUGUACUUACACGUCAUUACAAUGUUAGCAUGCAUGGUUACAAUGUAGCCACUAUGCAUGGUUACGGUGUUGCCGUUUCUUCUUCAUCUUGCAGUGCUAGAUAAGUGACCAUAGCUGGUUCACACUGAGGAGCUCCAUUAAGUGUUUGUCACUGAAUGCAUGGCUUCCAGCUUCAUAGCUGGGUACGGAUAUUCUUUACAAAGGAACUUCCAGGUCAAAUCAUUUCCUAAAAGCAGGAAAUUAAAAAAAAAAACUAAAACAAAAAAUAAUAAUUGCAACCCCCAUUUUUAUUAUUCCCUCUUUCAUUGAACCACUCAUUCUAUAAACAUCCAUUCUAGAGUCUACUGCCUUAUAGUGACACCUGCUGGGAGACUGCAGUACUGCAGCUUCUAUCCCAGCCGGCGUUUGUCAGUGCCUGCUUCUUGCUAAAUUCCGCGUCUCCAUCCUUACUAUAAAGGGCAUUAUAAAACUCGCUUGUAAAUUGAGGGUGCAGAGCAAGGUCGAAAGGCUGUAGCUUCCCAAGACUCCACUCUGUCGCUUUUAUAAAACGCAGCCUAGUGUAAAUGUUGGCAUUGUUGAGUGUGUAGCUCAAGAGGCGAGGAUGAACUGUUCUCAAUUCUUUAGAGCUCUCUGUAUCGUGUCAGGGAGCGGUGAAACAGCAUGUUACACGCAUACUGUAUAUACUACUAGAUGUUUUGAAAUAGAAGCUGCCGAUAAGUGUGCUGUGUGCGCAAGGGUUACCGCGGAGCAUCUUGUGUAAAAGUGUUAGUAGCUAACUGGGAAAAUGCACUUUAUUUUAAACAGAAAUGGCACAACCGGUUACGUAUCUGCAAAAUGAAACUAAAUAAAUAAUAAGAAUAAUAGUAAUAAUGACAAUAAUAAUAAUAAUAAUAAUAAUAAUAAUAAUAAUAAUAAUAAUAAUAAUAAUAAUAAUAAUGUCAAGCUGCACUAAGACGUUAUUACAUGUGUGUAACAGUGGGGUUUCUUUUUUCAUUGUAAUUUUUAUGGCUUCAGUUCGUUAAAAUAACUUCAGAAAUGUUGUUAAUUUUGUAUUACAUGAUGUACUGUGUCUUAAAAAAUAAAGUUGUUUUUUUCUUUUUAUAGAAGUUA
Messenger RNA from Acipenser ruthenus (sterlet), 8526 nucleotides. Its product is annotated as G-protein coupled receptor 12. Gene Ontology annotation, cellular component: membrane. The record is from RefSeq and is a predicted model, not a curated record. The transcript has 2 exons. Gene Ontology annotation, molecular function: G protein-coupled receptor activity. NCBI's taxonomy places the organism in Eukaryota, Metazoa, Chordata, Actinopteri, Acipenseriformes, Acipenseridae. The coding region runs from base 353 to 1342 and encodes 329 amino acids. Gene Ontology annotation, biological process: G protein-coupled receptor signaling pathway.